Messenger RNA from Didymodactylos carnosus, 870 nucleotides. The record is from the annotation of a GenBank genome assembly. Lineage: Eukaryota; Metazoa; Rotifera; Eurotatoria; Philodinida; Philodinidae.
AUGCCAGAUGAAAAAGAAGCACCGAUUUAUACUGCGGAACGAGUUGUUGCUAAACGUAUUAAAAAUGGUGAAACGCAAUAUUUUCUCAAAUGGAAAGGAUGGGGCAAAAAAUGGAAUACAUGGGAGCCAGAAAAACAUAUUAUAGACAAAGGAUUAAUUGAUGAUUUCAGUGAGAGACGAAAACAGCGUCAGAAAGAUAAAAAGCCAAGUAUUGGAACAACAAGAAAUUCAUUGUCGCGGAAAGCCACAGUGCUCAGUAAACGUGGUUCACCCAAAACUUCCUCGUCUUCAACCAGAAGUGUUACACGUCGAAUACGUAGUUCAUCCUCAUCUUUAUCAACAGGAGCUGAGGGUAGUAGAGUUCAAAUAAAAAAAUUUCCAGUAGAUAAUCUUGAAUCAACCACAGAUGUACAACACUCAUCAGUCGAUUAUGACUUAAAACGUUUAAAUCGAGCUGCUGCCUACGGUUUACGACCAAUUCGAACACAGCAGUAUGCACUAAAUCAACAACGCACUCAUGAAGAAGAAGAACAACAACAAGAACAAAAUGAAGAUAUGGAAACAGAAGAAGAGAAAAAGAGUAAAGAUGAUGAUUCAAUUACUUUACUAGAUGAAGAUAGUUCAUUACAAAAUUUAUUAUGGCAAAAUAAACCUCAAGAAUCACUCACUACUCCUCCUUCAUCCUCGAAUAUUACUAGAACUACAACAACAAUAACAGAAGUGACGGAUGACAAUAAUGUUACAGUUACAAUUCGUGAAUUAAAUGAAACAGGUCAAACAGCAGCAACAUCCCUAUCCUCUUUUCAACAACCACCACGAAGAUUUCUUGGAUAUGGAAUUAAUGGUAGAGGUGGAAUGCGAAGACAUUAA